Messenger RNA from Parastagonospora nodorum SN15, 276 nucleotides. RefSeq lists its product as hypothetical. The transcript has a single exon. Bases 1 to 276 code for a protein of 91 amino acids. The record is from RefSeq and is a predicted model, not a curated record. NCBI's taxonomy places the organism in Eukaryota, Fungi, Ascomycota, Dothideomycetes, Pleosporales, Phaeosphaeriaceae.
AUGCAGGCCUCCUACCAAUCAGAUGAGCGCGACAACAGUCCUUCUGACGACGAAACAUCCAGCGAGUGCGACUCUGAAGAGUCCGAAGAGGAAGAAGAGGACGAUUCGUACAGUGAUACGCAGGCAGACGAAGAGUCCGAAGAAGACGCCUAUCAGUUGCGGAGGCAGCAGCUGGGUCUUCGCACUCGGCCUAGAGGUCGUGUGAACUACAACGAAGAGAAGAUCAUCCCUGCGGAAGCACCUUUGAAGGUAUGUCGCGGUGAACCACCUUCGUAA